GUCGUUCGUCGCCUCAUCUCCAAACAUCUUUUCCCUUUGAUCUCUGAUGAAUCCCUCAUCGGCGGCCACGCUUUUCUAUUCCUUUCUCUCUCCACAGGAUUCAAAUCGAACCCCAGGCGAUGUUCCCAGAGAUCCUCGCGAUUUCUUCAAGCCGGGCGAGGGAGAUGGGUGCGCCUUCCGUUGUAGAGGCGGUGGAGACGGGAUCUUCGAAGCGAAGAAGAAGGGGCUGGAGAGGAUCCAAGAGAGAGAGAGAGAAAGCAAGCGGGAGAGAGAGGAAAUCAGGCAACGAGUUUUCCCAUCUCCAGCUCCACGUCACAUCUCCAUAGAUAGUCGAUUCAUUUUCAGAUCUAUCUUUCCCUGGCGAAAUCCAUAGGUCGCUGAUUCAUUUUUCAGAUCUAUCUAUCCUCUACGGUGGCUCGUUGAUUCAACUUUGUUUCCAUUUGGUGAUGAUGGGCCUUAAAUCGCCGCAUAGCUCAGUAACUCCCUCUAUGGUGAAUGUAAGGAGAUUUGUUCGUUUGGGACACGAUUAGUAAUCGAUAGGAUUUCAACGGGGAAUUUUCAUAUGUAACAAAAGAACUCAGAGGGGAAACAGAGGGGUUGAGGGUUGUGAGAGGGUUGGGAAUCAGGGAGGUCUUGUCGACAACGUCGACUAGGCGGAAGGUGCUGGUAGCUCACCGUGAAUUCGUCCAGAGGUCGAUGGGGAAGAUGAAAC
Messenger RNA from Linum tenue, 712 nucleotides. The record is from the annotation of a GenBank genome assembly. NCBI's taxonomy places the organism in Eukaryota, Viridiplantae, Streptophyta, Magnoliopsida, Malpighiales, Linaceae.